Messenger RNA from Xiphias gladius (swordfish), 2456 nucleotides. Its product is annotated as immunoglobulin superfamily DCC subclass member 3-like. Gene Ontology annotation, cellular component: plasma membrane; axon. The record is from RefSeq and is a predicted model, not a curated record. The coding region runs from base 1 to 2100 and encodes 699 amino acids. The transcript has 15 exons. NCBI's taxonomy places the organism in Eukaryota, Metazoa, Chordata, Actinopteri, Istiophoriformes, Xiphiidae. Gene Ontology annotation, biological process: axon guidance; cell-cell adhesion. Gene Ontology annotation, molecular function: protein binding.
AUGAUGAUAAUGAUGAUGAUGAUGGUUAGGGGGUCUGGUGUGGGCGGAGCCUCGGAGCUGGCCUUCCUCAAAGAGCCCAGUGAUGUCAUUGCAGUGAGGGACCGCCCCCUGAUGCUCGACUGUCAGGUAGAGGGGGAAGGGCCUAUCUCCAUCACCUGGAGACGCAACGGUGUUCCCGUGGCAACCGGCGUCAGGGCAACGGUCCUCAUUAACGGCACGCUGCUCAUCAGAAACUUUUCCAAGAGACGAGAAAGUAACGAGACGGACGCAGGAGAGUACGACUGUGCUGCACAGAACCGUUACGGCAUGCUGAUCAGCCGCAAGGCCCGGGUCCAGCUUGCAUCCCUCCCGAAAUUCCUGUCUCACCCAGAGUCUGUUGCUGUGGAUGAAGGGGGUGUGGCCAGACUCACCUGUCAGGUAAAUGGAAUCCCAGAGGCCAACAUCACUUGGCAGAGAGACCGAUGUCCACUGAGCACAGAGGACCCCAGGUACACUCUGCUUCCUAAUGGCAUCCUGCAGAUCACCGGUGUUCGGCGAACGGACAGCGGUUUGUUUCGCUGCGUCGCUUCAAAUAUCGCCAACACUCGAUACAGCCACGAGGCCCAGCUGUCUGUCACCGUCGCAGGAUCCAGGAUCUACAAGGAGCCCGUCAUCCUAUCUGGUCCUCAGAACCUCACCAUCAACGUCCACCAGACAGCCAUCUUGGAGUGCAUCGCCACAGGAAACCCCCGCCCCAUCGUGUCCUGGAGUCGUCUCGAUGGGCGGUCCAUCGGGGUGGAGGGGAUCCAGGUUUUGGGAACAGGAAACCUGAUGAUCUCUGAUGCGACUCUGCAGCAUUCGGGAGUUUAUGUGUGUUCAGCAAACAGACCGGGCAGCAGAUCCAGAAGAACAGCACUCGGACGACUCGUAGUACAAGCUCCUCCAGAGUUUCUGCAGUGGCCUCAGUCUGUCUCCAGACCGGCAGGAGGCAGCACUGUCUUCAGCUGCACAGCGUCUGGUGUCCCUGAACCUCACCUCAUCUGGCUGAAGAACGGCAAACUGUUGACGCCCAGCAGCAACGUCAAACUCACCAACGGAAACACGACGCUCGCCAUCACCCGGAUCACACCCGAGGACGAGGCCAUCUAUCAGUGCAUCGCUGAGAACAGUGCCGGUACAAACCAGGCCAGCGCUCGUCUCGCCAUCAGCCAUGGGCCCGAACUGCCCGAGGCCCCCGGCGGCCUCCGGGCCACGGCCCUCAGCUCCAGCAGCCUGCAGCUGACCUGGGAACAGCCGAAAGAGCACGUCAGCCAGCAGAUUAUUGGAUAUGUACUGCACGUACGACGACUGGGGGAGCCGGACAGUGCAGAGCUUCAGGAAGCCGUCAGUAAAACGACUUUCAGACACGAGUUCAGCAACCUGGAGGCAGCCACCACAUACUCCAUCUACCUGAAGGCUUACUCUGCUCUGGGAGGCAGCCAGCAGUCCGACACCAUCACCGCCACCACACUGGGAGGAGUUCCCAAUUCUCCCAGUUUCUUCACUAAAGUCUUGAACCAGACGGCCAUGCAGGUGUACUGGGAGCUGCCCAGUAAACCGGGAAAACUGGAGGGCUUUAGACUGGAUUACCGCGCGGUUUCCAACCCCGGCGUCCAGGGGCAGGAGACGUUCCCGGGACACAUCAACACCCACACCAUAUCCCACCUGGAACCAGCAGCAGUUUAUGAGAUCCAGCUGGUGGCAUUUAACGGGAAUGGAGACAGUCCGUCCAACCGCCGCCUGGUGUCUCUGGCAGAGGGAGGAAACGCUGCAGCAGCCGGUUUGAGCUGCAACUGUGACCAGUCUGAUGGCUCGACGUCAACUCUGCUGGUCGGCAUUCACAGCGGCCUCGCAUGCAUCCUCUGCUGCCUGCUCUUCAUCCUGCUAGGAUACAAACGCAGUUUGUUCUGCAGGAAGGCGGUGAGCUGGGAGGCUCCACCCACCCUGAAUGGUGUCAGAGGUCCUAAAGGUCACACACCUGAGAGCAUCGAGCUCAGCCAGAGAUGUGACUCUGCCCCUCCUCCAGUGAUGGUUAUGGUUGAACCAACACCAUCCAUCCGGCCCGGCACAGGCACCGGUUAAAACACCAUAACUACUACUACCCUCACCUUACCCUCUUUCUCCUCCUCCUCCUCCUGAACUCCAGCCUGGUGUCACCUCCUCUACUCCUGACAGCCUUACAGCCACUUCAGCCUUUAUGAAUGACUGAGAUUAGAGCUAAACUUUAAGAUUAUUGAGAUGAGAGAUGAUGAUGAGUCUGUCUGAGGAACAUCAAGAGAGCAUCUGAUACCACAGGGUAUGAAACUCCAAAAAAACCUUCACAGCACCAGUUCACAUGUCCAUCUGUUUUGACUCCAAUUCAUGAUGAUUUUGUCUGCAGAUAGAAACCAAAGCUGAAAUCUUCUGCUUUGAUCUUUAAAACAAACAUUUGUCAAGAA